GUUUAGCGCGUUUCGUCUGAGUUCUGAUAUGUUUUAUUUCAAAUCUGGCCUGAGAUUUAUUUUACUAGCUUCAAACUUUUUGUUCAAAGCAAUCUUGUAAAAAUAGCCCUAAAAUCAAGCCUGGGACUUACCUAAAUUAUAACAACACGAUUUUAAACCAAUGUUCAAGUUUUAAUUUUUUUGUUAGUUUGGUCCAGACCUUUAAGAACCCGCGCCGUUUGGAACAUUCUGUGUUCUUUAAAUAUAAUUGAAUGUGUUCUGUUGAGAUUCUGAUCGGUUGUAAACAAAGGGCAUUCUGCAUUAUUUAAAUUAAAUCUUUUUUUUUAAAUCUAUAAUUAAUCUUUCAUCCCCUCCUAUUUCAUCCUUUAUCUGCGGAACAGGGUCGCGAUGUCAGACUGUCCCAAGCCCCGGCUGCUGUCCCUAUCACAUCGGAAGCUACCUCUCACCCCCUUUGGCUGUUUGUGGAUCCCGUGCAGUAACCGAUUCGUUUGCCUGGGGACUGACUCCGGCUCCGGGGCACCAAACAGGGGAAUCAUCAGGGUGUACGGAACAACGAGCGGCGAGAUCAGAGACGUACAUACGCCUUUAGUUACCUUCUGUACUAACAUUCCAGAAUCUACAAUUUCUGUGAGCUUUUUGAUUCUUUUAUGGGAUGUGGAACCCACUGGCAGGACCAGCACUUAUUGCCCACUUCUGAUUGCCCUUGAGCUGACUUACAUUCAGAGAGCAGUUAAGAGUCACUCACAUUUCUCUGAGUCUGGAACGACAUAUAAGCCAAACCAGAUCGAAAAGCCCAGAGCUUUCAGAUGUGGGACAUUUGGAGCUACUAGUCUACAGCAGAGGCAUCUGGCAACAGGAGACUUUGAGGGCAAUCUUCACAUCUGGAACCUGGAAGCAUCUGAAACUCCCCUGUACUCAGCCAAAGCACAUCUUGAGAUCAUUAACGGCAUUGAUGGUGUGGGUGGGCUUGAAAACGGACAUGGGGCCCCAGAGAUUGUCACUGGCAGCAGGGAUGGUACAGUGAAGGUCUGGGAUUCACGACAAAAGGACCUUCCUGUAGCCAACAUGGAACCUGCAGUAGGAUUCAACCGGAGAGAUUGCUGGACCGUUGCUUUUGGCCACUCAUGCUCCCAAUGGGACCGCUGUGUUUGUGCUGGAUAUGACAAUGGGGAUAUUAAACUGUUUGACUUACGAAACAUGGAAGUGCGAUGGGAGACAAACGUCAAGAGCGGGGUUUGCUGUGUGGAGUUUGCUGGAAAGGACAUGAGUUUGAAUAAACUGGUGGCAACAACGCUGGAAGGAAGGGUCCAUGUCUUCAAUAUGCAGAAAUAUCACACAAACAGUGGCUUUAUCUGUCGGAGUGAGAAGCCAUACAAAUUUACGGCUUGGGUGGUGCGGCAUUUGCCUCAAAAUCGAACUGUCUUCAUAACAAGCGGAGGAGCUGGCUGUCUGCACCUCUGGAAACACAGUGAAUCUUCACUGAUGCUUGAAAGAAGUGACAAUGAGCCAGAUGACAAGACUUCAACAUGUACCACUACACUCCUGAACACCAUCUCCCUCUCAUCUCAACCCAUUGGUAGCCUGGAUUGGAAUACUGAUAAACAAGGCCUGUGUAUCUGUGCAUCCUUUGAUCAUAAUGUUCACAUCCUCAUCAUCGCAGAGCAACAGUGUUUCUGAACACAGCACACAAUGGAAUCAUUGUCAACUCUUGAACUGUCCAUAGACUGGUGUGAAAUUUCAAGAGUCUUAACAAGGAAAACCACACUCCGGCCAUGACACGGUGUCUGAAGUAGCAAUAUAUUGUUAGGGCUUAUAGUGUAACAAAAGGUUGAAUUAUUCAUUUCAUUGUUAUUCCAAACACUUGGCAAAAUAAAGGAUAUGACAGGAUUUAAAUUCCACCCACUGCAUAGUCAAAGAGGGAGGCGUCAUGGAAUAACAAAAUAUUGCCAAUCAUGCUCAAAUUAUUUCCACUUUUUUUUUUUUAAAAAUUCAUUUGUGGGGCCUGUGCCUCACUGGCUGGCCAGCAUUUAGUGCCUGUCCCUAGUUGCCCUUGAGGUGAUGUGGCUGCCUACUUGACCCACUGCAGUUGAUCUUUGUAGGUAGACCUACAAAGGCAUUAGGGAGAGAAUUCCAGGAUUUUGACCCUGCAACAGUGAAGGAAUGCCAAUUAUAUUUCCAAGUCAGGAUGGUGAAUUAGCUCACGAUGGAACUUGCAUUAGGUGGUAUUCCCAUGUAUCUGCUGCCCUUCUCCUUCCAGAUGGAAGUGGAGUGGCUUUGUAAGAUACCAAGAAACAAACACAAAGUUAUUAAAUGGAGAAAUGUGUAGCUCCUGGUAAUUACAAGGCUAUUCAAAUUGUUUCAAUUCCAGAAGAGCAAAACAGUCAUCAAAAAGUAGUAUCCCAAAACUGCGGUGGUGACAAAACACUCUGGAGCUAUUUGAGAAUCAUGACUAUGAUUUUGUAUGUGCUUAAAAUAAUUUAAUUGUGUUCAAAAUUAAGGAGACAUUUGGAUUUGUUAGUUGUAGGACCUACAGCACAAGGGGCAAUGAUUCAGGCCAUUCUGCCUGUGCCUACUCUUUGAAGAAGCUAGGCAAUUAAUUCCAUUCUCUUGCUCUUCCCUUGUACUCCUGCAAUGUUUCUUCCUUUCCAAAUCAACUUGCUAUGGGAAUCUAUUUUUACACCUUAACCUAGUUAUUUUGCUAAGUACAAUACCUGGUACUGAUCGGGGAGGCGAUGGCCUAGUGGUAUCAU
Rhincodon typus (whale shark) is the source of this 2750-nucleotide messenger RNA. RefSeq names its product dynein axonemal assembly factor 10-like. Gene Ontology annotation, molecular function: ubiquitin binding. Bases 388 to 1677 code for a protein of 429 amino acids. The record is from RefSeq and is a predicted model, not a curated record. The transcript is spliced from 9 exons. Lineage: Eukaryota; Metazoa; Chordata; Chondrichthyes; Orectolobiformes; Rhincodontidae.